AGGUUGUGUUUGUGUCUGAGUUUGUUUAUGCGUUUGAGUUCCCUGUUCUGAAGUGGCUUCUGGUUGAAGCUCAGUCGGUUCUGAGCGAAGCUUCGCUGUAAUAGUUGCUGUGUUACCUGAAUCGUCGAUAACGAGUUAAUUCAGCAAUGAGUGUGAUCCCGAAUGGAGAUGUACGAAGAGACCGUGUGAAGGUUGAUGAUGACUUCGGUUUCGACGUGGAACUUUUCACAGUGCCGCGGCAAUACGAAGGAGAUUUGUCCAAAGUUCUUAUUCCAUCCGGGCUGAUAGCGGACCGCGUCGAGAAGGUGGCCUCUGAUAUUUGGCACGACUACACUCGGAGUUCCGAUCCGGAGUCUGCUGAAAGCCAUGAGCUCGUUGCAUUAUGUGUGCUAAAAGGCGGCCACAACUUUUUCGGGAAGCUCAAAGCGCAGAUUGCGACCAUGAACAAGUUUUCGAGGAGCGAUGCGUUGAGGGUUGAAGAAGAGUUCAUCAGGAUCAAGAGUUAUGUGGGGCCUAUUAUUUGCCUGGUGAGCCCAUAA
Messenger RNA from Notodromas monacha, 539 nucleotides. Lineage: Eukaryota; Metazoa; Arthropoda; Ostracoda; Podocopida; Cyprididae. The record is from the annotation of a GenBank genome assembly.